Paramecium sonneborni is the source of this 2029-nucleotide messenger RNA. The record is from the annotation of a GenBank genome assembly. Lineage: Eukaryota; Ciliophora; Oligohymenophorea; Peniculida; Parameciidae.
AUGGGUAAUUCUAAUUAGAAUAAGUAAAUAAUCUUACUGAGUGGAAAACUAAAAGAGAUGAAAUUGCUUGCAGAAAGGGGAGACUAUAUCAUUUAUGAACACAUUGAGAAAUAGAAAUAAUAUGAAUAUUGGGUAUGGAAAUCAGAAUAAAAUAAUUAUGAAGAAGCUGAAUUGACUGCUUAAGAUUUUAGAGAAUGUGAUUCAAUAACUAAAAUUUCUUAUCAAUCUAGAGGUUGUAUAACAGAAACAUUUAAAAAAGAAUAUAUAUUUGCUAUUUUAAUGGAACAUCCUACUUAUGAUUUAUAUGAAUAUCUAAAGAGAAAAUAAUAACUCAAUAAAAAGUAGAUAGUAAAUAUGGUUACAAAUAUCUUUGGUGCUUAAAGAGCAUUAAAAAACAGCUGUUAAUAUUUAGGAUUUCAUAAUAUCUAUACAAUGGAUGGUGAGAGUUGGAUGUUGAAGCCUUUUUAAAAAGUAAUUUCUUUUGUUACUAAUUCAAACAAAUUUGUAGGAUAUCCAGCUCCAGAAGAAUUUAAUUCAAUUUAGUAUAAUGUUGAAAAAGCUACUGUUUUUAGUUUUGGAAUGCUAAUGUUACAUUUGAUUUUGAGUAAAACAAAUAAGUUAUAAUUUUAGAUAAAAGAAUAGAGAAUGUGUAAGAAGUUUAUAAAGUUUAUUAAAGUAUUGAUGUAGAAGUUUUAGAUUAAAGAAUUCAAGAAUUAUAAUAAACCAAGGAUUAUGAAUAGGAUUUCAUAAGAAUAAUUAUUAGAAUGAUUGCUAUAGAUCCAAAUUAGAGACCAGAUUAUAGUGAAUUGGUAGAUUAAUUAACAAAUAAAAACAAUUGGUUGACAAUUUAAUAAAAAUCUACUUUAUCUUAAAUAUAAUUUAAAAGUUAAAAUAGUAAAAAUAGUGGAAUAAUAAAUGGAUUAAUAUCUGUUCCUUUAGAAAAGGAGGAAUAUAUGAUAAAAAUCUUGAAUUCUAAAGAAUUUAUUUAGAAUAUAGAUGAGGAUGAGAAGGAUUUAUUAGGUAUUAUUUAAAUAUAUUAUUAAAGAAUCCUCUUCAGAGAAUUCUACUGAAAGGAAUAUAAAUAAAUAUACUGUUAUUAAUUAUGAUUAAUUCAUAACUUUAGAUAAAGCAUUUGAUUACAAUGAUUUAACAAAUGUGAUGGAUUAUACAACUAGAUUUGAGGGAAAUAUUUAGAAUUCAAAGUAUUGAUUUAAUAAUAAAGAUAGAAAAAAUGGUCCAGGGACUCUAUAUUUAUCUAACAAUGAAGUAUUUUAAGGGAACUUUAUAAAUAACGUGAUCGAAGGUAAAGGUUAAUUCUUAACAAUUGAUAAACAUAUUGUAAGAGGUGUGUGGAAACAAUAUAAAUUAUCACAAUAGAAAUCAAUUUAAAAAUCGGAAUAAAUUUUUUCUUAGAAAUCAAUACAAAGUCCUGGAUGUUAAUUGAAAUUUGGACUUAACAGAAUUGGAUCUAAUUCUAUACCUGAAGAAAUAAUUGAUUAGAAAUAUAAUUCAAUUAGUGAAUAAACAACUCUAACAAAUGGUGUAAAAGAACAAACUAUAGAAAAAGCAUCAGUAUAGAGUAAAUAAAUAGUUUAUCAUUCAACUUAUGAUUAAAAUAAUCGUUUAUAAGGUGAUAAAUAUAUAGUAAUAAUAUUAGGUUAUGUAUAAGAUGAAUAAGGAAUGGUAAUGUAUGCAGGAUUAUUUCGUGGUGAUUAAUAUGAUGGAUAUGGUGUUUUGAAGAACUUUAAUUAUUAAAAUAUUAAUAUGAUAAAUCAUUUGGAUUUAAAUAAAUCAUUAAGAUAGAAUGCGUGGAUUAAAUAUGAUGGUGAAUUCAGAAACGGAAAGUAAAUGAUAAUUAUAAUAAUGUAGAAAACAUGGAAAAGGCAAAUUAUAUUUUAGUGAUAAGAGUGUUUACUAAGGGUAAUUUGAAGAGGAUUAAAUUUUUGGAGAGGGAGUAUUUACAAAUUCAUAAAAUUAAGUUAUAUAAGGUUAUUGGAUAGAUGGAUAAUAUUAAAAUCCAAUUAAAUGA